AUGGCUAACUAUAAGCACAAGGAGCGAGAGAAGGACGAUCCCAUCGAGGCUUACCAAAAGCUAUUUCUUACUGAUCCUGAUGCGGUUCUUAUAAAUGAGGCUUUUGAUGUCCCUGUUAACCCCUAUGUUGAACGGCCCUGCUUUGAAGGGGACCAUUUGAUCUCGUUCGAUGAGAAUUCUGAAAGUGGUCUUGCUCUUUCUCGGUAUCCCCAAUAG
Molecule: messenger RNA, 216 nt
Organism: Fusarium venenatum
Lineage: Eukaryota; Fungi; Ascomycota; Sordariomycetes; Hypocreales; Nectriaceae
Source: RefSeq, a predicted model, not a curated record